AUGAUCUUCAAGCAGGUGCUCCUGGUACUCUCGUCCCUCUGCCUGGCAUGCUCUGGUUCGCCUCUGGAUCAGAUGCAUCGUGCCUUGGGUAAUCUUUUCAAGGACCAUGCAAACACGACUAUAAUCCAAGUUAGGCAUUUUGAUCCUGACGAGUACAUGCUGCCUAUAGAUCCAGGUUCUGGUCAGCAGAAAAUUAUUCCUAUUGCAACAAAUGGAGCAACGGUUGUUAAGCUCUUUGUUCGUACGACAGGCCCCGCUCCAGCGGAGCCCGAUCCAUUCUCAGGGACAGACGUCGGGGUUGAACUCUGGUUCCCGGAUCCCGAUACCUGGACUAGUCGAAUUAUCAACUUUGUCGAUGACGCCUUCCAAGGAAGUCCAUUCGUCACACUCCCAGAUAUGUCUGGACUGCCCAUGUACCCUACUAUCCAGUACUCGGAAUGGGCAUCGAAGAUGGGUUUUGUGGCUGCUAUCUCCAAUGGAGGCCACUUCUCGAGAUAUCCCUUUCCAUCAUGGUACCUCCCGUCAGUCAACACAUCAUACCUUCUGACUGCCGACAAUCAAUACAAUGAUGAGGGCUGGAAGAACUUCGCUUAUCAAGGCAACCACAUCAUGGCAGAAGUCUCCAAACAAAUCUCAAAAGAAUAUUAUGGCAAAUCGCAUAAUUCAGCAUACCUAGCUGGGUGUUCAACCGGCGGUCGCCAAGUUUAUCAGAUCGCUCAGGACAUACCUGAAGAUUACGACGGGUAUCUCGUUAGUGCCCCGUCGUUCAAUGGCAGUUACUUCUAUGGCAGCAUAGCCUAUGAUAACAUUGUGGUGAACAAUGAUCUGGUUCCCAUCAACGAGACUAUUUCGGAAAUCCAACUGGAGAUUGUGUCUCAGAAGGCCGUGGCUCACCAUGAUACUGUGAUCACUGGCCAGCACGACGGGUACAUCACCGAAUGGCAACACAACGAUUACGAUCCCACAAAAGAUCCUUCCGUUCUGCGCCUCGAAGACGGCGGACAUUGUAACGAGACAUGGGCACUUUCACUUACUCAAGCGAAAGCCUUGAACAAGAUAUGGUAUGGUGUUACCGUUGACGGCUCGGUCCCCGAUGUUGCAGAGGACAAUGGAAUGAACUUAGUCCGUCCAACAAACCAGCUCUAUUGGGGGAAGGCACGUGGAUCACAACUUCAGUUCGUUAACACCUUAUGUCAGGUGCCAGGCUUGGUCUGGCCUCUAUUGUUCUUGAACAGGACUCUUGGCGAUCCAGGGUAUUUUGAGGGAGGACAAAAUGUUUGGAAAGAUUUUUCAUACAAGCAGUUUGCGGACUAUGUCAAAAAGGCAGCCGAGGAAGAUAUUGACAAAAAGCACCUCUACAACAUGGACAUCCUCAACCCAGAUCUGCGAAAGAUCCAAAGUCUCGGGAAAAAGAUUCUCGUUUACCAUGGUACGGCAGACUACACUUCACCUGUAGGACACGUUGCUCUUUACUACGAAGAGUCUGCUGAAUAUACCGGAGGAAUGAUCAAGACGGCGGAUUUCCAUAGGGUCUUUUUUGUGCCUGGUAUGACGCACUGCUCCUUGACAUCCAACCAAGCAGGGCAAGCUGCCAUACCUUUCCCAUCGGCGCUUGAGCUUAUUGGGAAGCUGGUCGCUUGGGUUGAAACAGGAGUAGCGCCAGAUCACAUCAUGGCUACAACGCCGGAUGAAAAGAAGAGUCGCCCUAUAUGCCCUUACCCAAAGCUCCCCAAGUACGAUGGUGUUGGGGAUGUAAAUAGUGCAACUAGCUUUUCCUGCUGA
This is a messenger RNA of Fusarium oxysporum Fo47, 1782 nucleotides long. Its product is annotated as Tannase/feruloyl esterase. Lineage: Eukaryota; Fungi; Ascomycota; Sordariomycetes; Hypocreales; Nectriaceae. Bases 1 to 1782 code for a protein of 593 amino acids. The transcript has a single exon. The record is from RefSeq and is a predicted model, not a curated record.